This is a messenger RNA of Gossypium raimondii (Peruvian cotton), 1527 nucleotides long. RefSeq names its product protein STRICTOSIDINE SYNTHASE-LIKE 3. The coding region runs from base 218 to 1393 and encodes 391 amino acids. The record is from RefSeq and is a predicted model, not a curated record. NCBI's taxonomy places the organism in Eukaryota, Viridiplantae, Streptophyta, Magnoliopsida, Malvales, Malvaceae. Gene Ontology annotation, biological process: biosynthetic process. Gene Ontology annotation, molecular function: strictosidine synthase activity. The transcript has 4 exons.
CCUUUAACACAAACAAACAAAAGGGUUUGUGUUGUUCCUUUCUUCCUCGAUAAAAAGGCUUAGAUUUUUGGGCACCCAAAUUUCAAAUCAAUAAAGGUUGAAGUUUUUUUUUUUUUCCCUUUUUUGCCAGUAAGAGGCUUAAACUUAAGCUGAAAAAGUCAACAUUUUGGGUUCCUGGAUUUGGUCUUUUUCUUGUUUUUUCUCAAAUUUUGUAGCGAUGACGCCAGUGGGAAUUCUUGGCAUUCUGUUUCUGCUGCUGGCACUAUACUGUGGGACAGACCCUUUUAAGCACAGUGCAAUCUCUGAAUUCCCCGACUUUGAGGCUUACAAGGUGGAUAUGCCUCCAUGGGAAAUGGUUCCAAUGGUUAGGGACAAGGAUAAUUUGCUUCAGAAAUCAGAGAUUAAGUUCCUGAACCAGGUUCAAGGCCCUGAGAGCAUGGCAUUUGACCCUCUUGGCCGUGGUCCUUACACUGGUGUUGCUGAUGGUCGCAUUGUCUUCUGGGAUGGUGAAAAGUGGAAUGAUUUUGCUCAUACUUCCAGCAAUAGGUCAGAACUUUGUAAUCCAAAGCCAUCACCUCUGAGUUACCUACCAAAUGAGCAUAUCUGUGGCAGGCCUUUGGGCCUCCGAUUUGAUAAGAAAACUGGUGAUUUGUACAUUGCCGAUGCAUAUUUGGGGUUGCUGAAGGUUGGUCCGGAAGGCGGAUUAGCGACAUCACUUGUAACAGGGGCAAAUGGGGUGCCCCUGAGGUUUACCAAUGACCUUGACAUUGAUGAUGAAGGAAUCGUAUAUUUUACUGAUAGCAGCAGCAAAUACCAAAGAAGGAACUUCAAGCAGCUAAUUUUUUCUUCGGAGAAUGGUGGGAGGCUUAUCAAGUAUAAUCCACACACAAAGGAAACCACUAUCCUUAUGACAAAUCUCCAAUUUCCUAAUGGUGUAUCCUUAAGCAAAGAUGGUACUUUUCUUGUAUGUUGUGAAGGAUGUCCUGGCAGAUUACUCAGAUACUGGUUGAAAGGUGAGAAAGCAGGGACUUGGGAGGUAUUCGCCAUCUUACCAGGAUUUCCCGACAACAUCCGCACAAACAAAGAUGGCGAAUUUUGGGUCGCAAUUAACUCUCGAAGGUCCAUGUACGCUCAUAUAUUAGGAUUACACCCAAAAGUUAGGAAGUUCAUUCUGAAGCUCCCCAUCUCAACAAAGGUUCAAGUCCUGCUUCAUGUUGGGGGUAAGCUGCAUGCACAAGUCGUCAAAUACAGCCCGGAGGGAAAGCUUUUACGGAUUUUGGAGGAUAGUGAAGGGAAGGUCGUGAAAGCGGUUAGUGAAGUCGAUGAGAGGGACGGAAAACUUUGGCUAGGGAGUGUCCUAAUGCCCUUUAUUGCAGUUUAUGAUUUGAAUUGAGUUUGGCAAGUCUUUUGACCUACAAAACAGGAGCUUUGGCAUUAUGAAUGUUUGACAUUGAAAUGUUUUGAAGAUUUGAACUCAGCAAAUAUGGGACUGUAUAAUAAAUAAUAGACUUGGAAUUUUUAUUUUUA